Molecule: messenger RNA, 336 nt
Organism: Monoraphidium neglectum
Lineage: Eukaryota; Viridiplantae; Chlorophyta; Chlorophyceae; Sphaeropleales; Selenastraceae
Exons: 3
Coding region: 1-336 (111 amino acids)
Biological process (GO): mitotic spindle organization
Cellular component (GO): protein phosphatase type 2A complex; cytoplasm; nucleus
Molecular function (GO): peptidyl-prolyl cis-trans isomerase activity; protein tyrosine phosphatase activator activity
Source: RefSeq, a predicted model, not a curated record
AUGGCGGUCGCGGCGCCGCGCCUCAUACAGCAGGUGCUGCCGGAGCAGCUCCAGGCGGCGGCCGCGGAGCUGACGCCCUACUUUGUGGAUUCCUUCGGCAACUCCACGCGCAUCGACUACGGCACCGGCCACGAGACGACGUUUGCGGCGCUGCUGUACUGCCUGGCCGCGCUGGGAGUGGUGGGGGACGAGGACCGGGUUGCAUUAGUCAACGUGGUGUUUGAGAAGUACCUGCGUCUGAUGCGCACCGUCCAGACGACGUACUGGCUGGAGCCUGCCGGGAGCCACGGGGUGUGGGGCCUGGAUGACUACCAGUUCCUGCCCUUUGUGUGGUGA